AUGGGGUGGACCUCAAGCGUUGUAAAUGGUUUGAGCAACAUUCACUUGCAAAGGAGGCAACGAACAGAGGAUGAAACACGCUCGGCAAUGCUUGAUCUUGAUUUUCUUGAUUGCCCUAUUUGCGUUGAGCCAUUUACUAUUCCUAUCUUCCAGAUAUGGCUCAUUGAUUUCGUAUUUCAGUGUGAUAAUGGACAUUUAGCUUGCGCUUCUUGCUGUCCCAAAUUGAGUAAUAAGUGCCCUGCUUGUACUUUGCCUGUCGGUCACAAUCGCUGCAGAGCAAUGGAGAGUAUUCUUGAAUCAAUCUCUGUCCCAUGCCAAAACGCCAAGUUUGGUUGCACCAAGAAAGUCUCUUAUGGGAAACAAUCAACUCAUGAGAAGGAAUGUAUCUUCUCUCCUUGCUUUUGCCCCAUACAGAACUGCAAUUAUAGUGGCUUGUACAAGGAUGUGUACUAUCACUUUGGUAUUCAUCGCGACAUAGGAAGAGUUGAUUGUUGGUUUGUUCUUGGAGAAUUUGUUGAAUUAGACUUUGACUUCAAGGAGAGGGCAAUAAUGGCUAUGAACGCAUAUAAGGAAGACCUAUUGUUUACUGUGCAAUGUCUUAGUGACCCAAAUGGUAUUACUUAUGUGACUGCGAGCUGUAUUGCUCCUUCUUCGCCGGAAGUUGGUGAAUUCUCGUGUCAUAUAUCAACUACUUUUCAUGAACGUGCUAUCGUGUAUAAAUCGAUGAAGGUGAAGAACAUUCGAAAACUGAGUUUUCAAAUCCCUCAAGAGACCUAA
Messenger RNA from Arabidopsis lyrata subsp. lyrata, 777 nucleotides. RefSeq names its product E3 ubiquitin-protein ligase SINA-like 7. NCBI's taxonomy places the organism in Eukaryota, Viridiplantae, Streptophyta, Magnoliopsida, Brassicales, Brassicaceae. The coding region runs from base 1 to 777 and encodes 258 amino acids. Gene Ontology annotation, molecular function: zinc ion binding. The record is from RefSeq and is a predicted model, not a curated record. The transcript has 3 exons.